UCUACACCUCUGCACACUUAUCCACCACAGACACAACUCAGGCUUUGACUGACAGAUGUUUCCCAGCAGUGCCUAAGGUCGGUCUCAGCAAAACGAAUGUGUUUGACCACCGUUGGUAUUUAAGGCGAGAGUUUGGGAGGCUGGAUUAGACGAUGCUGGGAAUGAAUAGAUGAGUACAGUUUCUUGGCUGAAUCCGUCUCGUUUCUUUACUCGCUCAAAAACUCUUCUACUUUUGCACGCUUUCUUUCUGCUGUCAUCAUGACAGCCUUCGACUUCACGGAUGUAGAGGCGUUUUUGGACAGCCACCCGGAUCUGUUCGAAGAGUAUCUGGUUCGGAGAGCCAAAUGCGAUCAGGUGAGCAGGUGGCUGAAGGAGCAUCAGCCGUCCAAAGUCUCCGCAUCCGAGGAGAGGCGCGCCGCCGCCGCCACGGACCCGCUCUGGCCAAGCAGCGCCGAUGGACUCCGGCGCAGGUCGUCUCACAUGGAGCUGCGGCGAAACUUCGCCCGCUCCAAAGCCACAACCGCGCACCGCACAUACGACGAGCAUGUGAGCCUGAACGAGCACGAGUCCCAGUCGAGCAUGAGGCGCCGUGCGCUCCUGCGCAAAGCCAGCUCGCUACCUCCGACCACCGCGCACAUCCUGAGCGCACUGCUGGAGUCCAGAGUCAACGUCCCCCAGUACGCGUCCAGCGCCAUCGACUACAAAUACAGACUCAAAGAGACCAACGAGAGGGAGUUCUUCCUGGAGCUGGUGAAGGACAUCUCCAACGAACUGGACCUGACGAACCUGAGCUAUAAAAUCCUGAUCAACGUGUGCAUCUUGGUGGAUGCGGACAGGUGCUCGCUCUUUCUCGUGGAGGGACCCGCUCACAAGAGGACGCUGGUGUCAAAGUUCUUUGAUGUGCACUCAGGCACCACGGUCAGACCCUCAUCCAGCACUCUGAACUCCAAUGAAGUGCAAGUGCCGUGGGGAAAAGGGAUUAUUGGCUAUGUGGCAGAGCAUGGAGAGACCGUCAACAUCUCUAAUGCAUACGAGGACCACCGCUUCAGCGACGAGAUUGACAAGUUAACCGGCUACAAGACGCAGACCAUCCUCUGCAUGGCCAUCUGCAACAGUGAUGGAGACGUCAUUGGUGUUGUGCAAGCUAUUAACAAAAAUCCCAUGGGCACCCCUUUUACAGAGGACGAUGAAAAGGUGUUACAGAUGUAUCUGCCCUUCUGUGGAAUAUCGAUUUCCAAUGCAAAGCUGUUUUCGGAGUCUCGCAAGGAGUAUGAGCGGAGCAGGGCCUUGCUGGAGGUGGUCAAUGACCUGUUUGAGGAGCAGACCGACCUGGAGAAGAUCGUCAGGAAGAUCAUGCAGAGAGCGCUGACGUUGCUGCAGUGUGAACGCUGCUCGGUACUUCUCCUAGAAGAUAUCGACUCACCCGUGGUGAAGUUCUCCAAGACAUUUGAACUGAUGUCUCCUUUGUGCAACAUGGACAGAGACAUCAGCAUGGAGAAGUUAUCCUGCUCUGACUGGCUCAUCAACAACAGCAUUGCUGAGCUGGUUGCUUCCACAGGGCUGCCUGUUAACAUCAGCGACGUUUGUCAGGAUCCACGCUUUGAUGCUGAGGCAGAUCAGGCAUCGGGUUUUCACAUCCGGUCUGUGUUAUGUGUCCCGAUCUGGAACAGAACUCACCAGAUAAUCGGGGUUGCACAAAUCCUGAACCGCCUGGACAGGAAGACAUUUGAUGAUGCAGAUCAGAGACUGUUUGAGGCAUUUGUGAUAUUCUGUGGACUUGGAAUCAACAAUACCAUGAUGUACAAUCAAGUUAAGAAGACAUGGGCCAAGCAGUCUGUAGCAUUGGAUAUGUUGUCUUACCAUGCCACCUGCUCCAAAGUAGAAGUUGACAGACUGAAGGCUGCAAAGAUUCCCCUGAGCAGUGAGCUGGGCAUUGAUGAGUUCCACUUCAAUGAUUUUUCGCUGGACAAUGAUGCGAUGAUCACUGCGUCACUCAGGAUGUUUCUGGAACUCGGUGUGGUUCAAAAGUUUAAAAUUGACUAUGAAGUUUUGUGUCGCUGGCUGCUCACAGUGAGGAAGAACUAUCGAACUGUGGCGUAUCACAACUGGAGGCAUGCCUUCAAUGUGUCACAGUGCAUGUUUGUCAUGAUCACAUCCAGCACUUUCCAGGAUGUGCUGUCAGAUGCGGAGAUGCUGGCCCUGAUGGUCGGCUGCUUGUGCCACGACUUGGACCAUCGAGGCACAAACAAUGCAUUUCAAGCCAAGACCGGUUCUGCUUUGGCCCUGCUCUAUGGGACGUCGGCAACCCUGGAGCAUCAUCACUUCAACCAUGCUGUCAUGAUCCUGCAGAGCGAGGGACACAAUAUCUUUGCCAACCUCAGCUCUAAAGAGUACAGCAACAUGAUGCAACUAUUAAAACAGGCGAUUCUCUCCACAGACCUUACUUUGCACUUUGAGCGCAGAACCAAGUUCUUUGAGCAUGUUUUGUCAGGAGAAUUCAGCUGGGCAGUGGAAGAACACAGAGAAGUCCUCAGAUCCAUGCUGAUGACUGCAUGUGAUUUGGGUGCUGUCACUCGUCCUUGGGAGGUAUCAAAACAGGUUGCCGAGUUGGUAACGAGCGAGUUCUUUGAACAAGGUGACAGGGAGCGGUCGGAGCUGAAGCUAACACCAGCAGCCAUCUUUGACCGUAAUCGCAAAGAUGAACUACCUGCCUUACAGCUUGAAUGGAUUGAUGGGAUCUGCAAGCCACUUUAUCAGGCGCUGCUGAAGUUGAACAGGAAGUUAAAGCCGAUGGUGGAUGGAAUAAAUGGGAACAGAGCGAAGUGGCAGGAACUCUGCUUGUCCGAUCAACAGACAAGAAGAGCAUCAGUCUCCAGCCAGAAUACUGACCCGGGUCAGAAUACUGAGUUCAGUGACGACGCAGAAACCAACGAGCUACUAGAGAAAGCAGGGAAAACUGCCCAGAUUAAAAAUACAGAGUUUGGGUCAAAAUCUGAUUGCCGAGAGGUAUUGAGGUGCAGAGCAAACAAAGAGACCAGUCAUGACACAGGAAACAACAAAACAGUCCCUGGAAAGAAGUAAAGCAGAGAGGUUGUUGUAAUAAAUAACUUGACAUUUUUUGAUAUCUUCUAACACAAGCAUCCCCCUGAACUGAUAGGGUGAAACAAAAUGCAGAAUUCAUCAGCGGAGCCUGCUGCAGCGUCACUGUGUUAACCUCAGGAACAAUGGGACGAACCCCAUGAGGUCAUAAAUCUAUUUAAAGGGCAGUGUUCAUACAAAAGAAGGGAUUUCAUCACUUUGCUAAGGAGAGUCCUGAAGUUGCAUGUUUUGUAGAAACUCUCUCCUGAUCAAAACCUUUUGGUGAUGCCUUUAAAAUCAUCAGGAAAUCACUGUGAAUUGUCACACAAAGCAAACUGCACAUCAAUCUGCUGGUAAAGAGGUUUUAAAAGACAUGGAUCUUCCACUGCAGCAGCAUAAAUUAACACAGGAAGUUUAGGAGAAAUACAAUAUUAACUACAAAAUUCCCAUGUUCAAUUUUAAUCAUUUCAAUUUAAUAUGAUUUGUUUUUGUACCAUCAAAUAUACCAUAAUUUUUUACCCUAUGCUGUCCACACUACAGUCACUCUAGAUCAGGGGUCUCAAACUCCAGGCCUCGAGGGCCGCAGUCCUGCA
This is a messenger RNA of Xiphophorus maculatus (southern platyfish), 3671 nucleotides long. It is a transcript of the gene pde11al, whose product is annotated as dual 3',5'-cyclic-AMP and -GMP phosphodiesterase 11A-like. Bases 259 to 3081 code for a protein of 940 amino acids. The record is from RefSeq and is a predicted model, not a curated record. Lineage: Eukaryota; Metazoa; Chordata; Actinopteri; Cyprinodontiformes; Poeciliidae. Gene Ontology annotation, molecular function: protein binding; 3',5'-cyclic-nucleotide phosphodiesterase activity. The transcript is spliced from 20 exons. Gene Ontology annotation, biological process: signal transduction.